UCUUGUCUACUCUUUUGGCAUCAGUAACACCCGGUCUUUUCCGGUUCUUUCCAGGCUUCUCAGAUUCCCUUGGUGUUUCCAGGGCCUGCCUUUAGCCUCUGUCUUUUCCACGGCAAUGAUCUUUCCUGUUUUUGCACUCUUUCUUGUCCAACUCUGGGUGGAUGACUACUAAUCUAUAGUGCUGGUCCAAACCCCUGUUCUCUUGUGUCCAAUGGCUAAGGUGUAGGAGUACUUGGCUGUCCCUAAGGCAUUUCAAAGUUAACCCAUAUGAAAUGGGAACAGACUUUCCCUCUCCAGUCUACUUGUCCCCUUGUGCUUUUAUCAGGCAUCAGCUUCUCACCCAAAUGUGACUCUUAGGAGUGUACCUACACUGGCCCAGCGUCGUGUCAGCUGUAGUCUGGCCACAUCUACCUUCUCAGUGUGGUUUUCAGUGGGUUCCUUCUCGGCCGACCUUCGUCACGUCUGGCUUGAGAUUGCUUUUGACCUGUCUCGGCCUUCUGUGAGGUCUCUCUUGAGUCUUCACUAAGAAUGCACAGACCCCCUCAGUCCCGAUGGUUCACAAGUUAUGAAAUCCUUACUGACUUUUUCUACUUUGCAACUCUGGUAGCUGAGUCUCCCACCUCUGCAAUCUUCCAGCAAUUCUCUUAACCUGUUUCCUUGUAGGGCCAUGCCCCAGUGCCCUUGCACAAGCCUUCCCUAUUUAACAGAUGAAAGGUUCUUUGGGAGGACAGUGUAUAGAAGGCACUGCAUUGUGAUAAAUCAUUUACACAGGCGUUUCCCCCACAGGACACAGGUUCCCUCACGCCAGGGAUCCUGUCUUAUUCACUUCUGGUCAUCGGAGUCUGCUAUGGUGGGAGAGACACGGUAGGUGCCAAGGACACAGAAAUAAUAAAUUGACAGAAAUGCUUCUUUAGUGCACUCUCUUCCUCGGCCUCCACCACCUCAUCCCUCCGGCUUGUGCGCUCCUCCCUCCCGCUCUGUAGGUGGCUGGCUGCCCGCAGGCUGGGCUAGGUGGCUGCCCGCGCGCCUGCGCCCUCUGCCGCUCGGCUCCGCUCGGGGCGCACUCUGGGCGCGUGUGUGUGGAGAGGCUCGGGUGGCAGGCGCGGGCUAGGGGAAGAGUUCAGUCUCAUUCACUGCUUCCGGAGGCCGGAGUGGGCGGCCUCCACCGGCGGCUCCCAACUAUUUCGCACCUGUACAGUCCCCGCCUCUCGCCGCUCAAGUCCGGCGGCCGCAGCCUCGCUAGUUGGCAGCUUCACGCGGAGGGUGUCGCAAGCUCGGGCGGCCGGGCUCCGGCCCCAGGUGGCAGCUGGACGAGAUGCCGUGCGGACCGCGGCACUAGGCGCCCCCACGCUAGGUGCCCCUGCGCUGGGUGCCCCCACGCUGGCCCCGGGGUCCCGGCCGAGAGGCGGUGGGGAUGCGCCCCGGACUCCCAAAGCGUCUGUUGCGAGCAACCGGCGGGAGGCGGACGCCGAGCAGGGCUCCUCGCGGGACUCCGGGGGGCGUGCGGCUGCCGGGCAGUCCCGGGCGCCUCCCCACUGGUGAGGAUGCGCGGCCGCGCGGCUCUGCCCAACCCAGCUCCGCUCCCAAGUGGGCGCGACUGAGGAUUCGGCGUCGGUCCUGGUGCCGGUGGAUGAAGCGUCGGAACACGGGUGUGGGAUCAGAGGGCGAGUCUGAAUGCUAGGAGCAAUGGAUGCACGCCCUGGGCCGCAGCCCGCCAGGGCAGAGCGUCGGGACGCGCGUGCAGCGGCCGGAGCUGGUCCUGAGGAGAGCGAGCUCCGGACCUCCAGGUCCAAGAGUUUCCCGGCCCUGAACAGCGCCUCCUGCGGGCCGGGUCUCAGCUCUGCGGGUGUGCACUGCGAGCCGGCCUUGGGCUGCGCGGAUUCCGCUGGCCUCCCGGAGCUGACGCCAGGUCAGAGCUCGGUCGCCCCCAGCGCCUGUGCCCAGUCCCUGUCGGAGGGGACGGCGGGGCCCGUGGACGGCAGCCCUGGGCUGGACCUCACCCAAGCGCCGCUGGCCGCGCUCCCGGAGGGGAGGCGUCUCCACGUGGUCCUCGCCGAUUCCCGCUGCUUCCUGGUCUGUAUGUGCUUCCUGACCUUCAUCCAGGCGCUGAUGGUCUCUGGGUACCUGAGCAGCGUCAUCACCACCAUUGAGAGGCGAUACAGUCUGAAGAGCUCCGAGUCUGGGCUGCUGGUCAGCUGCUUUGACAUUGGGAACCUGGCCGUGGUGGUGUUCGUCAGCUACUUCGGCGGGCGCGGCCGGCGGCCUCUGUGGCUGGCCACCGGCGGGCUUCUCAUCGCCGUGGGCGCUGUGCUCUUCGCCCUGCCUCAUUUUAUCUCCCCACCCUACCAGAUCCAGGAGGUGACUGCCUCGGCUGCCAACGACGGCCUGUGUCAGAGUGGCAACGUCACGACCCCUUCGGAGCCUCCUCCCUGUCCUAAGGACUCAGGAGGGAACAGUCACUGGGUAUAUGUGGCUUUAUUCAUUUGUGCGCAGAUUCUUAUUGGAAUGGGCUCCACACCUAUUUACACCCUGGGACCAACCUACUUAGACGAUAAUGUUAAGAAAGAGAAUGCAUCCUUGUACCUAGCCAUCAUGUAUGUCAUGGGAGCGCUUGGCCCUGCAGUGGGAUAUUUAUUAGGUGGACUUCUCAUUGGCUUUUAUGUUGAUCCCAGAAAUCCUGUUCACCUUGACCAGAAUGACCCUCGUUUCAUUGGAAACUGGUGGAGUGGAUUCCUCCUUUGUGCCAUUGCAAUGUUUCUUGUGAUAUUCCCAAUGUUUACUUUUCCAAAAAAACUUCCACCUCGUCACAAGAAAAAGAAAAAGAAAAAGUUCUCAGCUGACGCUGUGAGUGACGAUGAUGUCAUGAAGGAGAAAUCAAACACUAGUGAACAAGUGGACAAAAAAGUUUCUUCAAUGGGAUUUGGAAAGAAUGUCAGAGACCUACCAAGAGCAGCUGUCAGGAUCUUAAGCAACAUGACAUUCCUUUUUGUGAGUCUGUCAUACACAGCUGAGAGUGCCAUUGUAACUGCUUUCAUUACCUUCAUUCCCAAGUUCAUCGAGUCACAGUUUGGUAUCCCAGCUUCCAGUGCCAGCAUCUACACUGGUGUUAUUAUUGUCCCCAGUGCUGGUGUUGGCAUUGUCCUGGGAGGCUACAUUAUAAAAAAAUUGAAGCUUGGUGCAAGAGAAUCUGCGAAACUGGCCAUGAUCUGCAGUGGUGUGUCUUUGCUGUGUUUUUCAACUCUGUUCAUUGUUGGAUGUGAAAGUAUUAAUCUAGGAGGCAUAAACAUCCCAUAUACAACAGGACCUUCUCUGACCAUGCCCCACAGGAAUCUGACAGGAAGCUGCAAUGUUAACUGUGGUUGUAAAAUACAUGAGUAUGAGCCAGUGUGCGGAUCGGAUGGGAUUACGUACUUUAACCCUUGUUUGGCUGGCUGCAUGAAUAGUGGCAAUCUGAGCACUGGGAUCCGGAAUUAUACUGAGUGCACCUGCGUCCAGAGCCGUCAAGUGAUCACCCCACCUACCGUGGGCCAGCGCGGCCAGCUCCGCGUGGUUAUAGUGAAAACGUAUCUCAAUGAGAAUGGCUAUGCUGUGUCGGGGAAGUGCAGACGGACCUGCAAUACGCUCAUCCCCUUCUUAGUGUUCCUGUUCAUUGUCACCUUCAUCACGGCGUGUGCCCAGCCGUCAGCCAUCAUAGUCACACUCAGGUCUGUGGCAGAUGAAGAGAGACCUUUUGCACUGGGGAUGCAGUUUGUCUUGCUGCGAACACUUGCAUACAUUCCGACCCCGAUCUACUUUGGAGCAGUGAUUGACACCACCUGCAUGCUCUGGCAACAGGACUGCGGGGUGCAGGGCUCUUGCUGGGAGUACAACGUGACGUCUUUUCGUUUCGUCUACUUCGGUUUGGCAGCCGGCCUGAAGUUUGUCGGCUUUAUUUUCAUCUUCCUGGCGUGGUACUCCAUCAAAUACAAGGAGAACGGAGUGCGGAGGCGGCGGUGCCGGGAGCUCCCGCUCAGCACCGUGAGCGAGCUGGUGCGCCAGCCGGACGCCGCCUCAGAUAAGCAAGCCCGCACUACCUCGUGCCCAGCCUUCAGCACCCCAGGGGGGCUCCCCGAAGACGAAGGCUUGCAGAAAGGGAUCGCUUCCGCAGCACAGACCCACCCCGGGCCCUUCCCAGAAGCAAGCAGUUCCUCGGCGGAGCCAGGAUUGGCAGAGAGCCCUGCUGCGGUGUAGCUGCCUCCCGAAGCUGGGGAAUGACCGUGUUGUUGGUUGAGUUGAACAUGGCGACUUGAGAAACACCUGUGCCUUCUUCUCUUUCUUUUUUAACCUCUACAGAUACAAUCCUCAAUCCAACAAAACUCAGUGUACACAGCCACUGUUGACUCAGGGCUGGAUACCUCAAGGAGACAGGAACCUUUGUCUCCCCUCGGCAAGGAGGAGGUCAGGGAGCUUUUGUCAGGGCUUCCGCUGUAUUAGUUUACUGCUCCCACUGUGGGGCAGGGGAAGGCGGGUCCGUGGUGACCCCGACCCAGACCGGGAGAGGCAGCGGCCCGGGGUGUCAUUAGCAUCCACUGGAGAUUAAGGUGGGCAGCACUGGGACUUCACAUUUGCAAAUCCAAGAUUCUAGAUUUGAACACCUACUGUGAGCUCUGCUACAAAGCACAAAUGAAUUUGCCUCAACUAUGCAAUUUGAUUGGAAAACUGUAAGUGCAGCAUGUUACCUUUGCUUUCAGAGAAUAAAGCAGAUUUGUUUUUGAAAAGAGAAGCUGAACGUUCCCUAAAGUACUGUUAAUAGCAUUUAAGCCAUAGCAGAGUUAUUGAUCAGGUAGAAUUUUUCACGCUUCACAGGAAUUGUACCCAUAGUGUGAUCAAAGGAACGGCUACGUCACUUCAUCAGACAUUCUCUUUAAGUCCGCCUGCCCUGUCAUAAGAGGCUGCUGAAUCAUAAAUCUGAUAGCUUGAAUAUAAACUUCAGUAUUUCAUCAGGGGCUUUAAAACUAGCGUGCUAGACAAUAUGGCUGGGAACUGUAAUUUGAGAUGCAUCAGAAGGAAACUGGACGGCUUUCUCAUCCAAGCAAAUUGGUGUCAAAAUUCCUUUGGCUCAUCAGGACAGUUAAGAAGUAUAACUUUGACAUUCACAGUAGUUGAGAAAGAAAUUCCAGGGGUGAUGUGGAAUCCCACUGGAGCAUUUUACUUAUAUCUUUAAAGCCCUGGAAAUUCUCUUUUGUUUUCUUCCUCUCCUUCCCUUCCUCUUCCUCCUUUUUCAUUUUUAAAUUUAUUUUGGUUCAGAAAAUUGCGGUGGCUACUCUUAAAUAUGAGUAAUUAAGCCAGCGAAGCUUUCCCUGGAAUAUGAAAAUCACCCUGACUACAGGAAGAGGGAGGUCUGCAAGCCAGAUCCAGAGUAAGAUCCUGAGUAAAGAAAAUUAUUUAAAAGAGCCUGGUCUGUCAUACUGAAUUGCUCUGCACUGGAGAUCCAAUCACUUUAUACCCUGUCCUCUUUGGCUCCUGUCCUACAUCCUUUCCACAGCAGUUCUGAGAAAGGAUUUUCCUAUUCCUGACCCCCUUUGUUCCUAGCCUGUCAUUCAUCACAGGAUCUCCCCACGUAUCGCUCUUAUUUAGGCCCCACGCAGGACGAUUCUGCCAGGUGCUGACGGCAGAUGCCACCUAGGGCGCUGAUGAGCAGCGGGAGCGAACUCACAGGUCCCACCCCUGGGGGAGCUGUGUGUGCUUCUACUGAGGAGCCCAUGCCUGUGUAGGGUUAGCCCGAGACAUGGCUUAUGCUUUCCUGUGGGGUAGAGGCGAUGGACACAUGCUCAGACUAUGUGGCUUCCUUCCUUGCUUGGCUGCACAGGUAGAAUUUGGGAAUUCCCAGUCCAGUGCUGUUUUCCUCUCCACUCAGGGUCGACACAGGUCAGAUGGUUGUGUUGUCUGUGCUCCGCUUGUGGAGAGGGUGAUCUUGGCCAGACUGAGUAGCAUCUGCCAUGGGGGAAGCUUGUGGCUCAGGUGGCAAGGGCUCACCCUUGCUUCCUGGGCUUGGUUCCCAGGGAAGUAUGCAGUCUUGCUUAGCUAUGAUUGAGAUUGUGUCAAGCUUUGGUCAGUGUGAAGACUUUAAAGAUUUUCUAGAAAACAUCUCUGAUUAGCCCAGCAUCUGCUCUAGAGACUCCGUGUUCCUCUUGACCCUCUCUGGAUAACUUUGAUCCUUUAGAAGGGAAAAUGUCCUUUAGUGUUGCCACUAAAAAUGAGCAGGAGGAGUAGUCGUUCCUUAAUUUUUUUCCUGAUCAUUAGAAUCCUUCAUGGGAGACUUUUGGUGACAUUGGCAGUGCUUUUGGUGCUAUGAUUGUUGAUGUCACCAGGGGAAAUUAGAGAAACCCUGGCCUUUCUGUUCCUCGAGCAGUCAUCUACUUAGUGACUGAGUGGUACUAGGUACUGUCCAGUACCGAUGUACUGAUUACCAUCUGCUCCUCCAUGAAACCUCUUGGGUUGAUCGCAUUAGAAGUUGGUCUGACGUGUCCCCCUCAAUGUUAGUACUGUCCUUCCUUGUAUGGACUAAUGACAGGUGUGCCGUUGAUGCAUUGUUGGUGAUGUAGAACGAGUAGUAAAAAUCAUGAAGAAAUGAAGUUUUGGAAUAUGUGCCAGUUAAGAAUCAUUCCCAAAAUGUUUUAGGCUGUGGUAGCCUCACUGAAAUAUGACCUAGCCAACUAAGUGACUAUUUCAGGAUGAUAGUAUUUAAUUGUAUAUAUAAGAUCUUACGUGUUUGUUUAUAAACUGGUUAUAAUAUUUUAUAGUCACAGCUCCUAUAGGCAUUCUAAUUGUCACUCUCUGUGUACUUAGGCUUUCAAUUCUUUGCUUUGGUAAAAGGUCAUCUUGUUCCUUUAUCAAUUCUGUAAAUUAAUGUACUGUUUGGGUUUAAUACGUGAAUAUACUAUUCUUGAGUCCAUCCUAUUAAUUUGGAAACUAGCAGGGUAUAGAGUGGGUGGUUGAAAAACAUUGUGUUGGUGGUCUUGGUCCUGGGAAGCUGUCAGGCUGGGCAUGGUGACUCUCACCUGAAGCCCAGCACUCUGGGAG
Octodon degus (degu) is the source of this 7062-nucleotide messenger RNA. RefSeq names its product solute carrier organic anion transporter family member 5A1 (gene Slco5a1). Gene Ontology annotation, cellular component: membrane. Gene Ontology annotation, molecular function: protein binding. The coding region runs from base 1675 to 4230 and encodes 851 amino acids. The transcript has 10 exons. Gene Ontology annotation, biological process: transmembrane transport; sodium-independent organic anion transport. The record is from RefSeq and is a predicted model, not a curated record. Lineage: Eukaryota; Metazoa; Chordata; Mammalia; Rodentia; Octodontidae.